Sinocyclocheilus anshuiensis is the source of this 1827-nucleotide messenger RNA. Its product is annotated as lanC-like protein 1. Bases 90 to 1169 code for a protein of 359 amino acids. The transcript is spliced from 10 exons. NCBI's taxonomy places the organism in Eukaryota, Metazoa, Chordata, Actinopteri, Cypriniformes, Cyprinidae. Gene Ontology annotation, cellular component: plasma membrane. Gene Ontology annotation, biological process: carbohydrate metabolic process; peptide modification. The record is from RefSeq and is a predicted model, not a curated record.
AACACUAGAUGGCUGCAGUGAGUCGAUCACAAACAGACCGUCCUGCGAUGAGACGAGAAGUGCAGCACUAUCAGCGGUCACUCUGAAAAAUGUCUGAACAACGAGCUUUUAAGAAUCCCUACCCAGAUUACACUGGGCCUGGAUGUGCACAAGACUUUUUUGACAUGCAGGGAAAUUUGACCCAGCAUUUUGCCAACUGUAUAAGCAGCAAGAUCAGUGAGCUUCUGGCGGUCAUGGAGAAUGGACUGAAGAACGCUGACCCCAGAGACUGUACUGGCUACACUGGCUGGGCAGGCAUUGCCCUGCUCUACCUGCAUCUCCACAGCAUCUUUGGAGACUUCUCUUUCCUCCAGAAGGCUCUGGACUAUGUCAGCCACAGUCUGAGGAGUUUAACCCAGCGCUGGGUGACUUUCCUGUGUGGGGAUGCAGGGCCGCUGGCUGUUGCUGCGGUGGUCUAUCAUCGACUCCAGAAACCUCAUGAGGCUGAGGAGUGUGUGAACAGGUAUGAUGUUAUCUGUGAUGCAGUGCUGGAUUCAGGACAGAAUCUGUCUCAGAAGAACAAGAUCCAGGAGCAAACCCCUCUCAUGUAUGAGUGGUAUCAGGAGGAGUAUGUGGGUGCCGCUCAUGGCCUGUCAGGGAUCUACUACUACCUGAUGCAGCCUGGCUUUGUGGUUGGCGAGGACAGAGUUUACCAUCUAGUCAAACCCAGUGUGAACUACAUGUGUCAGCUAAGGUUUCCAUCAGGCAAUUACCCACCGUGGGUCGGAGAUUCUCGGGAUCUUCUGGUGCACUGGUGUCAUGGCUCUCCUGGAGUGAUCUACAUGUUGAUACAGGCUUUUAAGGUGUUUGGUGUGAGGCAGUAUCUGGAGGAAGCGCUGCACUGUGGGGAGGUGAUCUGGCAGAGGGGUUUGCUGAAGAAAGGCUACGGCCUCUGUCAUGGAGCUGCUGGAAACGCAUAUGGCUUCCUGGCCCUUUACAAGAUCACCCAGGAUCCCAAACACCUCUACAGAGCCUGCAUGUUUGCAGACUGGUGCAUGAAUUAUGGAAAACAUGGCUGCCGGACUCCAGAUACACCGUUGUCACUGUUUGAAGGGAUGGCAGGCACAAUUUAUUUCCUGGCUGACUUGCUGCAACCAACUAGAGCCAAGUUCCCUGCUUUUGAGGUGUAAAGACUGUUCCAGACGACUGAGCCUUUUCGCUUAAGCUUCCUCGAGCCAGAAGAACUCGUCCUCUAAUGGUGGAAUAGUACUGUCUCACUCUGCAUGUGCGUCUGUAUACCGCUGAUCUGUCACAAUUCACACUAAGUCUUUUGAGAGGUGCUGUACAUGUGGAGAACAGUACGCAGGAGAUAUUAUUUUCCCAUUAAUGGAAAGUGGAUGGGAAUCUAGGCUAACUAUAGAUUAAGGGAAGCUGCUGUUACGUUACAUGUUUGUUUGUAUCAUUUUAAUUAAUAUGACUCAUUAAAGAAACUAUUUCGAUGUAUUUGUGAGGAUAUAUUCUGACAUGACAGCAAGGUAAAGUUUCACAUCUUUUUGAAUUAAGUAGAGUUAAUUAAUUACACAAGAACUACAGCUUUAAGGUAGCACUAAAAAUACAGUGUUGAUAUGCUUUCUGUAAGAUUAAUGCUUUGCCUUCUGUAUUAGUAAUGUAUUUUUCCCUUUUUUCUCUCUUGAUGAUAAUAAUAGUAGUCAUAUCAGAGGAUGUGCUGCCAAAAUGAUUUUUUUUUUUUUUUCGGUAGUGGAACAAUCUUUUAGCAUUUUCAUUUGUCUUUCAUCAUCAUUAUUUUGUACAUUUUCAUUUGCACAACAAUAAAAAUAAGAAAAACAG